CUCGCAGAGAGGGUGCGAGAGAGGAGCGACGGAAACAUAAUUCGGUGUGCCCCUGGACCAAACGAUCGGCCCGAUUAGUUUGCCGGUUCGCUCAGAUCGCGGAACGCGGGAUCGUCGACGCGAUCCUUUCGUACAAGUGACGAUUUACGAUUUUUAAUUCGUCCUUCGAGUCGACUCCACCGCGCGUCCACGGGAGAGCACGUCGUCGGACAGGAUCGUCGCAGUCGUCCAUCGUCGACGACCGUCCUGGAUAGGAAACGGAAGAAGAGCGCCGACAUGUCGGCCUUGAGCACCGGGCCCUGUCGACCCGGGAUUAUACUCUGUCUGGCUGUUCUACUGGCAUCGCAAUCCAAUUCUGCGCCCGUAUACGACCAGGAUACCACACAAGUAGCAGAAUACGAUGGAGCCACAGCCGGAUGUUACUACAACUACCAACACUACCAGGAGGGUGAUCGGAUAAUCACGAACGAGCCAUGUCUGAACUGCACGUGUCACAAUCGGAUGUUGAUGUGCUAUCUGAGAGUCUGUCCCUUCACGAAGGCGAUCGGCCAAGACUGCACCGUGGAGAAACGUCCGGAUCAGUGCUGUCCCGUGAUCACCUGUCCAGAGGUACCGGUACAACUGCUCACAUCGACCACCAGUCCACCCGCGAUUGCUGGUGGUUCCACCGCUGUCGGCUUCCACGACAACUAUGGCUGCAACGUUAACGACCGAUUCUACGCCGACGGGGCUCAGUUGCCGAUCGAUCCUCAGAAUCCUUGCGAGCUCUGCUACUGCAUCAGGAACAGGACCACUUGCGUCAUGCAGGAGUGCACCUUGCGUGUGGCUGGGUGCAGGCCAGUUUAUCAACCGGGUGUAUGUUGUCCGGUCAAAUACAACUGCGAAUACGACGAGGAACUUGCAACAACGGUUGAACCAACGCCUGGCCUGAUCAUGACUACCACGAUGGCGCCGAGGACGCAGUGCUACCACGAAGGCAUGAUUUACGAGGACGGUGAUUUGAUUUACUCGACGCAACCCUGUCAACAUUGCUACUGCUUCCACGGUGACAUCGCGUGCGCUGUCCAAGACUGCGGAACGCCCAUGAAAACGCACGGAAAGAACUGCACCGCUCUGCCACCGCCCGAAGGAGAAUGUUGCCCGACGACGUAUCAGUGUGAAGAUGAUGGACACGGCGGAGUGCUCACGUUACCGAAAGGCGAGGAAGAGUCCACCGAGGAACACGUUCCGGAAACCACUGCACCGACCGUGACGGAAGCUGAGAAAGAGACUCCGGUACCUGGAGCGCCCGAGGAGUCCUUCCCAGGCUCUGAUAAUGUUAUUCCUGAAGAUCACAAGGCGGCGACCACUGAGGAGGCGGCGGAAGCUACGGAACAGCCUGCGAAGGAAGCACCGGAAGCGACGGAAGGAAAAGUCACUCCGGAGUCCACGACACAAGGGGUUGUUUCAAAGGAAUACACAACCGAAGUCAGUGAAUCAGUAACGGAACCAGCGGUCAAACUGACGGAACCUCCUCGGGAGGCUGAAGCUACCGAGGCACCGGUCGGCGAAGAAAAGGAGAUGGUCACUAAACCGGAAGAGGAAGUUACUCAAGCAGCCACCGAACCGUCGAUUGUUGAAGAAGUCCCAGAGUCGACUUCGCCGAAAGAGACUCAACCUGAGGAAGAGACUACGGCAGAGGAGGAAAAAGAGAUGGUUACCAAAGCAGUGCUAGAGGAGGAACAAACUGAGGGAACACCGCAGAAGGAACAGCCUGAACUGCCGAGCACGGAGAAACCGGGAGAAGAGAAGGUAACGGAAGGUGUCAGUGCUUUAGAACCUGAAGCUACAGAAGCUACCGUACCUAAAGAGCAACCAGAAGUAACUGAGAAAGCACCGGUUGAACCACCGGUUCCUGAAGCAACUACGCUUAAGAGCGUGGAAGAACAAACAACGGAGGCGAAAGAAGCGGAAACACCAGAGGUAGUUGCGGAAGAAGAACAGAAAGCGACGACGAUGGCUCCGGUCGAAGAAGAAACCGAAAAGGCUGCGACACCUGAAGUAGCUACCGAGAAACCUGUCCACGAAAUUCCGAGCACGGAACAAGUUCCUGUCGAGGAAGAGAAGAAACCGGAAGUUAGCACAGAAGCCACAGAAGCUCAGGGAACUACCGAAGGUGCUGUCGAAGAGAAACCAGAAACACCGGUACACAGGCUUCCUGAAGAGAUGCCUAGCCUGGCUCCGAAGAGGGACGAUACUAUUCCGGAAGAAGAAAUGCCUAUGAUGACGGAGAAGCCUUACGUAGUGGAAGGACAUCCUGAAAUUGCGGAACAAGGACCAACUGGUAUUCCUGUGCCCUCCGUAACGGACCGAGUGCACGAAAGCAAGGCAGAGGACCAGGAAGCGGUGACUGAAGCUCAUGUGACCCAAGGCUAUGUCGACAUGAAGCCUCCAGAGUUCCAUGUGCCGAGCAGUCUCGUUACGGAAGCUCCUCAGAAAACGCCCACGACGUAUCUUCCUCCUGAGACGACGAUAGCUCCAAAGGAAGCGGAAACAACACCCGAGGAAGGAAUCGAACAUCGAAUUCCGGAAGAGCCUUCUGCUACCGAAGCUCCUGUAGAGCAGGAGACCGAAGGUGUUCCACAGGUGACCGAAGGUGUUCCAUCGGUGACCGAAGCUGGUGAAGUUCCGAGCGAGAAGGGAACCGAGGGUCCUCAGGUUACCGAAGCUGUUCCAGAGGUCUCGAUAUCGACGCAGGAAGCUCCACAGGAACAGACUCAACAGACCGAGAAACCGGCGCCUGAAGAGGAAAGUACCGAGGUCUCAUCGGCAGAAGUUACUCCAUCGACGGAAACUUCGGAAGAGAUGCCAACGAAGCAUCUCACCUUUGAUGAUUCUGCGGAAACCUCCUCCGAGGAAGGCAGUUCCGAGUCCACCGAAGAAACAGUUCCUACUAAACCAGCUGAGGAAGUAGAAAAGGAAUCUGAAAAACCAUCAGAGGCACCCGCUGAAGAAGCAACGGAACCGGCUGUCGAAGAGCAGACGGAAAAAGCAACAACCGAAGGUGUCCUCUCGACGGAAGCUCCACGCACUGAAGCAGCAGCGACGGAGAUCAGCGCAGUUCCGGAGGAGAAACCUGCGACGGAAAGGGAACCGGUUACCGAAGAGGAGAAACAAGUUACGGCUGAACCAGAAGAAAAGAUUAAGACGGAAGGACCCGAAGAACAGGUGACCGAAAGACCGAUCGAAGAGCAAACUCCGGUGACGGCUAAGGCAGGUGAAGAAGCAAGCACCCAACUUCCGGAAGAAGAAGCGAGCGAGAAACCAAGUGUGGAGGAAGCUCCAAAAGAGGCGACUACACCGGAAGCUGAGAUUUCGGUACCUGAAGCAGAAAGCGAAAGACCAAUGGUCGAGGUUCAACCGACGGUGCCUUCGGAAGAAACCAGAUCCACGGAACAACCCGCUGUUGAGCAAACUGAAGCUCCAGUGAGCAAAGAGGUAUCUACUGAAGGAGUACCGGAAGAGCAGAAGGCGGAAGAACCGACUGGUGUGAAGGAAGGAACCGAACAACCUGUAACUGAAUUGCCAUUAACGGAGAAAGCGAUUACCGAAGCGGAAGCAGGAAAAGAAGAGCGUAAAGAGGACGAAGGAUUAGUUACAGAGAGACUGCCUGAAGGACCAGAAGAAAUGCCAGGCACUCAGAGGCCGUCUCUUGAAGAAGAGAAGCCAACUGAAGAGCCUGCGGAAGCUACUGCAGCGCCUGUUGAGGAACACGCAACGGAAGCACCUAGCGAAGAGAAGAAACCUACGGAGGAAGUGUCGACCGAAGGACCAACUGAGGAAGAAAAACCUGCAGAACCGGAGCAACCUGUAACUCCGGUUGAAGAACAAAAACCUGUGGAGGAAGUAUCGACUGAAAUGCCUGUAGAGAAGGAACAACCAACGGAAGUACCUGCUGAGAAAGAGAAACCGGAGGAGGAAGCGAAACCAACGGAAGUACCUGCUGAGGAAGAGAAGCCUGAGGAGGAAGCUAAAGCAACGGAAGCACCUGCUGAGGAAGAGAAACCUGAGGAAGAAGUAAAAUCGACUGAGGCACCUGCUGAGGAGAAACCUGAGGAGGAAGCUAAAGCAACUGAAGCACCUGUUGAAGAAGAGAAACCUGAGGUACAACCGACUGAAGCACCUGUUGAAGAAGAGAAACCUGAGGUACAACCGACUGAAGCACCUGUUGAAGAAGAGAAACCUGAGGUACAACCGACUGAAGCACCUGUUGAAGAAGAGAAACCUGAGGUACAACCGACUGAAGCACCUGUUGAAGAAGAGAAACCUGAGGUACAACCGACUGAAGCACCUGUUGAAGAAGAGAAACCUGAGGUACAACCGACUGAAGCACCUGUUGAAGAAGAGAAACCUGAGGUACAACCGACUGAAGCACCUGUUGAAGAAGAGAAACCUGAGGUACAACCGACUGAAGCACCUGUUGAAGAAGAGAAACCUGAGGUACAACCGACUGAAGCACCUGUUGAAGAAGAGAAACCUGAGGUACAACCGACUGAAGCACCUGUUGAAGAAGAGAAACCUGAGGUACAACCGACUGAAGCACCUGUUGAAGAAGAGAAACCUACGGAGGAAGUGCAACCAACUGAAGGACCUGUUGAAGAAGAGAAACCUCAGGAAAAAGUAAAACCAACUGAAGCACCGGUUGAAGAAGAGAAACCUGAGGAAGAAGUAAAAUCGACUGAGGCACCUGCUGAGGAGAAACCUGAGGAGGAAGCUAAAGCAACUGAAGCACCUGCUGAGGAGAAACCUGAGGAGGAGGUAAAAUCAACGGAAGCUCCGGCUGAGGAAAUGAAACCUGAAGAGGAAGUGAAACCAACUGAAGUACCUGUUGAAGAGGAGAAACCUCAGGAAGAGGUAAAACCAACUGAAAUGCCUGUUGAAGAAGAGAAACCACAAGAAGAGGUCAAACCUACCGAAGCGCCUGCUGAGGAAGAGAAACCUGAGGUUGAAGUACAACCAACUGAAGCACCUGCUGAAGAAGAGAAACCUGAGGAAGAAGCUAAAGCAACUGAAGCACCUGUUGAAGAAGAAAAACCUCAGGAAGAAGUGAAACCAACUGGAGUACCUGCUGAAGAGAAGCCUGAGGUGGAAGUGCAAGCAACUGAAGCACCUGUUGAAGAAGAGAAACCUGAGGUACAACCGACUGAAGCACCUGUUGAAGAAGAGAAACCUACGGAGGAAGUGCAACCAACUGAAGGACCUGUUGAAGAAGAGAAACCUCAGGAAAAAGUAAAACCAACUGAAGCACCUGCUGAAGAAGAGAAACCUGAGGAAGAAGCUAAAGCAACUGAAGCACCUGUUGAAGAAGAGAAACCUGAGGUACAACCGACUGAAGCACCUGUUGAAGAAGAGAAACCUGAGGUACAACCGACUGAAGCACCUGUUGAAGAAGAGAAACCUGAGGUACAACCGACUGAAGCACCUGUUGAAGAAGAGAAACCUGAGGUACAACCGACUGAAGCACCUGUUGAAGAAGAGAAACCUGAGGUACAACCGACUGAAGCACCUGUUGAAGAAGAGAAACCUGAGGUACAACCGACUGAAGCACCUGUUGAAGAAGAGAAACCUGAGGUACAACCGACUGAAGCACCUGUUGAAGAAGAGAAACCUGAGGUACAACCGACUGAAGCACCUGUUGAAGAAGAGAAACCUGAGGUACAACCGACUGAAGCACCUGUUGAAGAAGAGAAACCUGAGGUACAACCGACUGAAGCACCUGUUGAAGAAGAGAAACCUGAGGUACAACCGACUGAAGCACCUGUUGAAGAAGAGAAACCUGAGGUACAACCGACUGAAGCACCUGUUGAAGAAGAGAAACCUACGGAGGAAGUGCAACCAACUGAAGGACCUGUUGAAGAAGAGAAACCUCAGGAAAAAGUAAAACCAACUGAAGCACCUGCUGAAGAGAAACCUGAGGUAGGAGUACAGCCAACGGAAGGACCUACUGAGGAAGAAAAACCAGUAGCGGAAGUACAACCAACUGAAGCGCCUGCUGAAGAAGAGAAGCCUGCAGUUGAAGUACAACCAACAGAAAGUCCUGCUGAGGAAGAAAAACCAGUAGUGGAAGAGAAAGCAACUGAGGCUCCUGUGGAGGAAGAGAAACCCAUUGAAGAGAAGAAAAUAACUGAAGGUCCUACUGAAGAAGAAAAGCCUACUGAAGGUCUCUCUGAAGUGGAAAAGACAACUGUGGGUCCCACUGAAGAAGAGAAACCGACGGAAGGUCCUUCUGAAGAAGAAAAGCCGACCGUAGGUCCUACUGAGGAGAAGCCAACUGAAGGUCCUACUGAGGAGAAGCCAACUGAAGGUCCUUCUGAAGAGGAAAAACCAAGUGAGAAACCAACAGAAUUAGAAAAGUCGACUGAAAAGCCUCUAGAGGAAGAAAAACCAACUGAACGAACUGUCGAAGAAGAAAAGCCUAUCGAAGAAGAGAAGCCAACCGAAGGUCCUGCUGCAGAGGAGAAGCCAACGGAGGAACAGAAACCAAUCGAAGAAGAGAAACCUGCUGAGGAGGUAACCGGAAAACCUGUAGAGGAAGAGAAACCUGUUAAGGAGGUGACUGGAUUACCUGCUGAGGUAACUGGAAAGCCUGUAGAAGAAGAGAAACCAACUGAAGCAGGAAUUCCUGAGGAAGGAGUACAAACUCAGGUACCUGUCGAGGAACAGAAACCGGAAGAAAAGCCGACCGAGGCGCCAAGCGAAGAACAGACACCGACCGAAGGAGCUGCCGAAGAGAAACCAACGGAGAAACCUGUAGAGGAAGAAAAACCAAGCGAAACGACACCUCAAGAACCCGUACCCGUAGAAAUUUCAACCGAAGCACCUGUAGUUGAGAAGAAACCAACCGAACGAGCUGAGACUGUACCCACGGAGACGCCCAGCGAAGAAGAAACUGUUCCAUCUGUUCCUAAAGAACGGCCCGAAAUUCCGAAAGAAACAGAAGCUUCGACCGUCACUGCCGAAGAAGUCGCACCUACAGAAGAAGCGAAAACAGAGAGUGCUGUGCCGCAAGAAAUAUCGACCGAAGCUCCCGCAGUCCCCGAACCUACCACAGUGCCUUCUAAAUUAGCUCCAGAACAACCAGAAGUGUUGCCUGAGGGAAGCGAGAAACCAGAAGUUGAAGCAUCAACAGCAGCAGUACCCAGAGAAGAAAUCGAGAAGAUGGAAACUGCAGCACCCGAAAUGGGUGUCAGCCCCGAGGCACCUGAAGUGUCUUCCACUCAGCCCACAGUCUCCGAAACUACGGCACUUCCUCGAGAAACAGAAUUGCCAGAGGAAGAGCAAAAGAUCACGCCUCCAGAAGAAGCAGCGACGAAAGUAACUGUACCGACGGAAGAAGCCACGCAAGCUCCUCAGGAAAAAGAACCAGAACCAACUAUAGAGGAGAAGAUCGCUGAACCAUCGACUGCACAGCCACCCAAGGAGGAAGAACUUCCAGAAACCACCCCACACGCAGAGGUACCGAAAGCGACCACCGAACAGGCUGUCGAACAGACCACCGUGGCUGAAGAAGAAACGACACCAGGAGUUCGUGUACCGCCGUCGAUUCCAGGAGAAGGCAACUGCCUGGUCGAAGGACAAUCUUACAGCAACAAUUCCGCCGUGCCUCCUUCCAACGCCUGCCAACUCCGUUGUCAGUGUAUCAGCAGCAUCAUUCAGUGCGACCUCGUUCAAUGUCCACCACCACCGAGUCAUCUGUCGAACUGCAUGCCCGUGCACGCGGGCAAGGACUCCUGCUGCCCGAUGUACACCUGCGACUCGACACCCACGGCCGUGCUGGAAUCUGACAACCACAUGAUCGAACAGGAAACGCCGAAGUAUGAACCGGAAGAGAAAGAACAGAAGACUGUGUCGCCUCCGGUUACCGAGGUCCCAGAGAAGGAGUCUACGAUGGAACCUGUUGAAGGAGUUAAAGAACCAACGAGCGCAGCCCCUGAAGUGCCCAGUGAGAAGGAAACCGUUGCACCCAGCUUGGCCGAGGAGACACCAUCGACGCCGAAAUCCGUCGAACCUGAACACGUACAAACGACUACUGCCGGAGAAACUACCAAAGAAGCUGAAGAGCACACGCUUAGCCCGGUGUCUCCGGAGGUAGAGUCUUCUAGUCAAGUUCCUGAAGAGGAGACGAAGGAACCCUCGGAAGUGCCAAGCAAAGAGAAGCCCGAGCAAGAGGUCCCCGAACAACCGGUCGAACCUGAGGAACCAGCGAGUCCAGCUGCCGGUGAAGAACAGAUCGUGACAACGGAAGCCAGUCAGCGAGAACAAACUACCUCUGAGAUUGAAAAGGAGAUCGAACCGUCUACCCUGAAACCGAUAGCACCAACCGAGGAGGAGCAGAAACCUGAAGAGGGUGAACAAGCAACCGUUUCUCCAGCGGUUCCGGAAGAAGGCGUUAGCGAGGAAGCUGUUCCAAGCUCUGAGGCGCCGGAACUUGCUCCAGGAGGACUUCCGUCGGUUACCGAAACCCAGAAGCCGUUAGAGGAGGGAACCACCGUGGAAUCAGUGACACAAGCUGAAGAAGAGAAAGAACCGAAACCAGAAGUGCAACCUGCUGAACCUGAGCAACCAGCAACGGAGGCGGAGUUACAGACUACCGCUCAACCGAGCGAAGCAGAAGCUGAAAGAACAACUCCCGCUGGAGUAGAAACAUCUACUCCUGAACAAAAGAUCUUGGAAGAACCUGCAGUUACUCCCGUGGAACAAGAAACUGUUAAACCAUCGGUAGAAGCUGAACCCACCGAACCGACAGUGAAAGAAGCUUCUACGGAAGCGCCAGUAUCUCCGUCAGAAGAGGUGACUGUACCUGGUGUCACUAAGGAAAAACCGACUGGUACUGAAGCAGUUACGGAAGAAGCUGUGACGGUAAGCAAAGAAGCAGAGACCACGAAGAAACCUCUUGAAGAAGAACAAGUACCGACCGAGCAACCUUUACCGACUGCUGAAGUUGAAGAACAAACCAAAGAAACGCCUGAGGGCACAGUUAAGGCUACCACGGAAGGUAUUGAAGAGCAGACAGAACAACCUGAGAGAUUACCCGAGGUGCCAAGUUCUACGGAAGCCGCAGAAGUCGGUACUGAACAACCAUCGCCAUCUACCGAACCAACAAAAGAGGUUGCAGAAGAACGACCGGUUUCUGAAGAGAAACCUGAAGGUACACCACAACCUGUACCAGAAGAGCAACCGGAAGUCACCACUGCUGCGGAGGUACAAACUCCUGAGGUAUCACCUGCCGAGGAAGCUACACCGUCGGUAAUUGCUGAAGGAACCGAGAGGGCACCUGAAGCGACCACUCUGAAAGCAGUGUCCUUACCCGAGGAGCAAACUGAACCGGCAGUCGAGAAACAGACGGUACCGACCGAAACAACCGAGGAAGUCACUGUUAAGGAGGAACCUGCACAACCGGAACAGCCAACGACGGAACAAGCAACGAGUGCUCCGGUAGAGGAGCCUAAAGCUACAGCGGCGCCUGAAACUCCAGAACAGGUAACGGAGGAGGAACGUGUGACGGAAGGUCUGGAAGUCAGUGCAGGAACGGAACCACCGAGCGAAGUGGAAACUUCUGCACCAUCAGUUCCUGUGGAAGAGCAGAAACCUGAGGAACAAACUCAAACACCGAGCGCGGAAGAGGCUACGCCCGGAUCAACCAAACCAGGUCUCGAAGAAACAACUUCGGCCGGUUCUACGCCAGUUCCUGAAACUACUGAAGAACAGAAACCGGUGACAGAAGGUGUACCCGAAGAGAAAGCAACGACGGUUCCGAGCGAAGUGAGCCCCGAACAGCCUGUUACAGAGAAGAAAUUACCGGAGGAACCUGAAGAGCCACAACAGACAGAGGCACCUUUGGAAGCAGAAACAGGAAAACCGGAAGAAGAAAAGGUAGAAAUUCAAACUACCCCAGCGGCGGAGAUUGAACCUGCUGUGAAAACACCUGCCUCGACCGAAAUGCCGGAGGAAGCACCCAGCGAAACGCCAGAACCUGAACUUCAUGGAGCACCGGAAGAAGGCACGGAGGUACCUGUGAAAGCCACGGAAGUUCCGGAGAAGAUAGCUCCUAGCACAGAAGCGCCAGAAGAAGCAACAGAGAAGGUCACUCCUAAAUUGCCAGAACAAGAGUUAUCAACCGAGGCUCCAGAAGCAGUCACUCCUGCUGAAGAGGUGCCGGAGAAGGUAACUCCUGCGGAAGAGGUGCCGGAGAAGGUAACUCCUGCGGAAGAGGUGCCGGAGAAGGUAACUCCUGCGGAAGAGGUGCCGGAGAAGGUAACUCCUGCGGAAGAGGUGCCGGAGAAGGUAACUCCUGCGGAAGAGGUGCCGGAGAAGGUAACUCCUGCGGAAGAGGUGCCGGAGAAGGUAACUCCUGCGGAAGAGGUGCCGGAGAAGGUAACUCCUGCGGAAGAGGUGCCGGAGAAGGUAACUCCUGCGGAAGAGGUGCCGGAGAAGGUAACUCCUGCGGAAGAGGUGCCGGAGAAGGUAACUCCUGCGGAAGAGGUGCCGGAGAAGGUAACUCCUGCGGAAGAGGUGCCGGAGAAGGUAACUCCUGCCGAAGAGGUAACGGAAGUAACACAUGCCGAAGAAGUAACGGAAGUAACACAUGCCGAAGAAGUAACAGAGAAAGUCACUCCUGUUGAAGAAGUAACAGAGAAAGUAACGCCUGCCGAAGAGGUAACAGAGAAAGUAACUCCCGUCAAAGAGGUACCGGAAGAAGUAACUCCUGCAGAACAAGUAACAGAGAAAGUAACUCCUGUUGAAGAGGUACCAGAGAAGGUGACUCCUGCUGAAGAAGUACCAGAAGAGGUUUCAACCGCAGCACCAGAAAAGGCAACCGAGGCACCAGAGAAAGAGGUUCCUAGCGAAACUCCGGAAGUGAUGGCACCUACCGAGGCACCAGAGAAGGUUGUUCCAGAAGAAGCUACGGAAGUGCCGGUGAAGUCUCUUCCUGAAGAAGGAGAACCUUCCGAGGAGCCAGAGAAGACUACCGAAGAGUCUGAAAAGGUUCUUCCAGAAGAGAAGCCAGUAGAAGAAGAGCAACAAACGGUACCACCCGCAGAAGAGACACCGCAAACUACGGAAGGUAUUCUGAUCAAGGAGCAGACACCGAGCGCGACAGAACCUCCUCAGGUUGAAGAGAAAUCGACAGUGCUUCCAACGACUGGCGAAGAACAGGCAUCUCCGAGCACAUCGGCUCCGGAGCUCGAAGCGACAUCUCCUCGCGAAGAACAGCCUGCGACGGAAGCUGCGACUGUUCCAGAACUGGAAGUUACGACAAAGGCAAGUGAACCGAGCCAACCAGCGGAGACCGAACCUGCACCGGAACAACCCGCCACGGAACCCACGAUCGAAACGUCGACGGAAGCAGAGAAGCAGCCAGAAACCGAGAGCACUCCUGAAAAAGAGCAAACGGUUCCAUCUACGGAAGCGCCUCUGGAGAAGAGCACCGAACCAGCGCUACCCGAAGAACACAAGGAAGAAGGUACUUCGAUGAAACCCGAAGAAGAAGCUCCUCAACCCGUCGAACCUGUCGAGGAAGAUCUCGCCACGAAAACUGAAGGACUUCCAACAGAAGUCAGCCCCGGGGAAUCCGCGGAAGAACCGGAAGAAGAACACGAAGCCGUGUCACCGGAAACUGUUCCCACAACCGAAGAGGGUGAACUCGAAGAACACCUUCAACCGGUGAAUCAGACCGAGACUACCGAGAAACCCGUACAACCUACUCUAUACGAACGACCUUCGAGUACCGCGGUCCCACAGACUCCAGAAUACCCAGAACCGUCGGUACCCGAAGAAGAACACCCAGGCUUCCCACCGCAAGACGAAGACUACGACGAAGACGAUCAAGCGAUCUACGGACCAGGCACCUGUCGAUACGGUGGCAAGGUCUACGUGUCGGCUCAACAGAUACCCAGAGACGAUCCUUGCGACUUCUGCUUCUGCUUCAGAAGCGACAUCAUCUGUCUCCAACAGAGUUGUCCACCGCCCAUCCCAGGCUGCCACGAAGAACCCAUCAGCGGCUUCUGUUGCCCGAGAUACGAGUGCCCGGUUUCGAUGGCCACGUCGCUCAACAUCACCACGACAACAACGACUACCACGACCACGUUGCCGCCACACUUCCACGCUCAUGCGUAUAAAGGAGCCGCGAAACGAAGCGGCUGCCAAAUCCGUGGACAAGCGUACCGCGUUGGAGAAAUCAUUAGGUCCGCGUCGGGACCUUGUCUUCAAUGCACUUGCGGAGGAGACGGUAACAUGAAGUGUGAUCCACGAGUGUGCAGCCCGGAACCAAUGUUGAGGCAAAUGAUCGCGGCAGCCACGGCCAGAAGAAGGAGAUGAGCCAGCCAAUUCGAUCCCAGGGAUCCGACAAACAAAUUUCCACGCGAUACGGAGUCUAGAGCAGGAUCAGUGUUGUAUAAAAGUGAAUUAAAAAUAUUCUAAACUAUCGAAAUGUCGCGGAACACAGACUGUA
Molecule: messenger RNA, 12490 nt
Organism: Megachile rotundata (alfalfa leafcutting bee)
Lineage: Eukaryota; Metazoa; Arthropoda; Insecta; Hymenoptera; Megachilidae
Cellular component (GO): extracellular region; plasma membrane
Molecular function (GO): protein binding
Source: RefSeq, a predicted model, not a curated record